UGAAAAGCAGUGGGGGGAAACUUGAAUGUCUCUAAGGAACCAAGAGCCCAUCAGCUGCAGCUCCUGGAUGAGGAAGAGCUGAGAACUAGCAGAGGCAGAUUUAUUGCAAGAGAAUUAGGUGCCAAACAGACUUGUGGACCAAGAAUGUGUGCAGGGCAUCUGUGUCAUGCCUCCCUGGUGCUGCUGUUUCUCUCCUUCAUGGUCCUUGCUGGGCUCCUGGUUACCAUCCUCAUAGUAGUCUGCAAUCUCUCCAGAUCUGUGGGGAAGGAGUUGACCCAGCUGAAGCCUGCAAUGGGUGAGGGCCCAGAGAGAUCCAGGCAGGAGGAGACCUACAAGGAGUUGGCCCAGCUGAAGGCUGCAGUGGAUGCAUUCCCACAGCUGUCCAGGCAGGAGAUCUACAAGGAGUUGACCCAGCUGAAGGCUGCAGUGGGCACAUUCCCACAGCGGUCCAGGCAGGAGGAGAUGUACAAGGAGUUGACCCAGCUGAAAACUGGAAUCCGUGAAUGCCCAGCACAGUCCAGGCAGGAGGAGAUCUACCAGCAAGUAACUCAGCUGAAUGCUGCUGUUGGUGAGUGUCCAGACACCAGAAGUCCUAUGGCUGGAGAGUUUCCAUGUCACCUGUGCUGCCGCUGUCCCUGGGACUGGACAUUCUUCCAAGGAAACUGUUACUUCUUCUCCACUAUCCAGCGGAACCGGCACAAUUCCAUGACUGCCUGCCAGGAGGUGGGGGCCCAGCUAGUCAUGAUCAAAAGCACCGAGGAGCAGGACUUCCUACGGCUGCAGGUUUCCACAAAGGAACGCCACACCUGGAUCGGGCUGUCAGACCUGACACACGAAGGCACAUGGCAGUGGGUGGAUGGUUCACCUCUGCCUCCUGAUUUGAGGAAGUAUUGGAACAACGGGGAGCCCAACAACAUCGGGGAAGAAGAUUGUGUGGAAUUUAAGGGCAAGGGCUGGAACGACCACAAAUGCAAUGUUCUCAAUUUCUGGAUCUGCAAAAAGUCUGCAGCCUCCUGCCCCAGCUAGGGAGGGCAGUUUCCCUCGUUAACCACUGCAGUCCUAAGCCUGCCUGCCAAAUAGAAAAGCUUUACAUACCUUUAAGGCAAGAUUCCUUCUCCCCAUCCCCAAACACUAACAAACCCCCUGGGAUUGGUCUCUAUCAGAUUCCUCAUCCCUAUGGGUCUGGGUCCUGAUCUGUCCUUCCUCUGUUGUCUGCUGAUUCUUCUGGCUUAGAGGUUGUGCUUCUGGCCUAUUCCUGGAGCUUUAGACGUGAGCUGGUGUGGGUGCAUUGAGGGGCUUGGUGUGCUCUGUUAAUCUACUGUCUCUUCCUUUCCAAGAUCAGAACAUUUGAAUGGCCGUGUGUGGCUGCCACGUCCCCAGGGCUUUUACCCCAUCCAUGCACACCUUCCAUCUACUAUCCCCUGCACCCCUUUGACUGAGCAUUGGCUGGUUGCAACAGUCAUCUUGUAGGCUGGAAGCUCUAGGGCAUUAAAUCCCCCAGUGGCACCUGGAGAUGGCAUUGAAGCUCCACCCAGCACCCCAACAUACAUCUUUUGGUUUUUGUUCUUUGCAAUCGCUUCCAUUUGUUUCCCAGCUGUAUCCUUUAUAAUAAAAUGAUAAA
Otolemur garnettii (small-eared galago) is the source of this 1621-nucleotide messenger RNA. RefSeq names its product CD209 antigen-like. NCBI's taxonomy places the organism in Eukaryota, Metazoa, Chordata, Mammalia, Primates, Galagidae. The transcript is spliced from 8 exons. The record is from RefSeq and is a predicted model, not a curated record. The coding region runs from base 145 to 1026 and encodes 293 amino acids.